Molecule: messenger RNA, 896 nt
Organism: Octopus bimaculoides (California two-spot octopus)
Lineage: Eukaryota; Metazoa; Mollusca; Cephalopoda; Octopoda; Octopodidae
Source: RefSeq, a predicted model, not a curated record
UAUUUUGUAAUGGAAAAAAGAAAAAAAAAGGUCACAACAGAGGCGAUGCAAACCCGGUGUGAAGAUAAAUUGUUUUGCAAAAUAUCGUCUGGCUUACAAUGCGUUGCUUAUGCAUGGUUUUUAUUGAGAUAAAUUAGGCUUUGGAAACGUUUAAGUAAACUUGCCUAUCGGGAAAUUUGUAAGUUCUAUUUAUUUUUUGUGUUUUAAGUAUUACAAUUAUUGGAAUACUCCGAUGAAAUCAAGAAAUCAACUCGGGAAUAAACGAAUCCUCGAUUCCAUCACUACAAACACACACGCACACGCAGAGUCGCAAAUGUAUGUAUUUAUAUAUGCUUGAAGAUAAUCAAACCAAAAUUUCAUCAUUUCGAACCACUUCACCAAUGAUUAUUUCAACUAAAUUUGGCGUAAUGUCAUCGAAGCUGGAUUGCAGUAAACUUGCAAAUGAUAAAUGUCCUGGCUACUAUAAAGAUUUUGAAGUCAGUCAUGAGGGAUUCUGCAGUAACUUUGAAGGAUUUGUAAAGUGCAUGAUGAGAUUUACCUAUGUGUGUUUAGAGCAUUUUAAAGACAUCCAUUAUUGGAAGUGCGUGAGUGAACCACCGCCGGUGAUGGCAUUGGGCAACACAGUUAGGGUUAGCAGCCAGUCAGUGUUUGGAGCUGCUAUUGUAACUCUCUUACUUACAUAUACAUAAGUAUUUGUUAUGGCACUAGAAGUACGUAUGUCUAUUAAUUUGAAAAAAUUAUUCAAUGAGAUAAGCCAUAAAAACAGGAUUCAAAUAUUACAAGAGAUCGACUUGUCUACAUAUGUGUACAAUUUCGUACGUGACGUUAAGGAUAUCUAAUAAUGUCCUACACUGUACUCUUUAAUUAUAGAUUAAAUUAUCUUUUUAAUAUUUCAA